AUUUCUCGACAGAGGGCCUAAGAUGUAUGUACAUGCAUACAAGAUGUAUGUACACAUAUCUAUGAAUAUGUCUACACCACAGUGUGCGAUCAAAACGAAAAUGGUGGUCGACAUGGAACUACAAGAGGCUAAGGAUAUCGUCCUUCAAUUAAUGAAGGAAAAAGACAAGAUCGAAUCUGAUCUACGAGCGCUAAAGGAGAUCUUAGAUUCCAAUCACAUCGGCAUGGACGAACCACUAGUGGACUCUGAAGGAUAUCCCAAGCAAGAGGUCGACGUUUAUCAAGUGAGACACACAAGGCACAAAAUAAUAUGUCUUACAAAUGAUCAUAAAGAUGUGAUGAAGAAAAUAGAGGAGGGCUUGCACAAAGUACAUGCUCUAGCAGGAGCCAGCGAAACUGAACAGUCAGUAUCUGACAUACCUGAUAGUCACGAAAUAGAAGCACUGGAGCCUUUCCUCAGAGUGAAUUUAGUUUCACCUGGUUCACCAGCGGAAACUGCGGGAAUCCAAGUUGAAGAUCUAAUAUUGGAAUUUGGAUCUAUUCAUUGCCGAAAUUUCAAAUCUUUAGCAGAUAUUGGAAAGCUGGUAGAAAAUAGCAGAUAUAAGACGAUUCAUGUAAAAGUCAAACGUGAGUCGAAUGUUACAGUCUUAUCGUUAACUCCACGUCCUUGGGUCGGUAAAGGUCUUUUGGGAUGUAAUGUGAUACCUGUAGAAGUAGUUGAGAGAUAAAAUUAUAUCGCAGAGUAAUACGUAACGUAUUUUUCCAGCAUACAAACUAUUUUUAUGUAUAUCUUGAAUAUCAAUAAAUGUAUCUUUGUAAGU
Pogonomyrmex barbatus (red harvester ant) is the source of this 820-nucleotide messenger RNA. RefSeq names its product 26S proteasome non-ATPase regulatory subunit 9. Gene Ontology annotation, cellular component: nucleus; cytoplasm. The record is from RefSeq and is a predicted model, not a curated record. Gene Ontology annotation, molecular function: protein binding. NCBI's taxonomy places the organism in Eukaryota, Metazoa, Arthropoda, Insecta, Hymenoptera, Formicidae. Gene Ontology annotation, biological process: proteasome regulatory particle assembly.